Molecule: messenger RNA, 7276 nt
Organism: Amoebophrya sp. A120
Lineage: Eukaryota; Dinophyceae; Syndiniales; Amoebophryaceae
Source: the annotation of a GenBank genome assembly
AGUAAAGCAUACAUAGUCGCCGAAUAUUAAGAGAAAUCCCCUGCUAGUAUUGAAGACGCUCGACGGAUCAACAUCUGUUGCCACUGGCCUCGUCCAAGACAACAUAUCUCGUUCUCCGGACAAGAUGGUCUUCAGUAGUUUCUGCUUCGUUUUCGGUUUCUUUCGUCUGCUCCUGGUGUUUUACAACUUUGACACCGUUUAUUUUCGUCCAGCGCACGCGCAGGAGAAUCAUGGUGGUACAACGACGGAGAAGAAGAAGGACACGAGCAUGGAGUCCACCAUUAUGUGCACGUUUGACGGGCUAUCCAGUGCAAAUAUCCCUGGAUGUCUGGAAGGAUCCGAACUUGUGAUGCGACUUGCGGAUCGUACGAAGUAGAUUUGUGUUGCAUGACUGGCAACAGGUGCUCACUUUUGGCCAUGCUGAGAGGAUAUUCCUCAUUCAGAACAGGCAUCUUCACGAAGGGGCUGCAGAAGCAGAACCUGUGAUGCUAGGACCCGCACCCCAGAUUUGAGGGAGCUAGCAAAAACUGCAUGACAACUCUCGGAUGAAUCUUCCAGACCCAGUAGACAUGUUUGCAUUUGAUACGGGCACCCCGAACUGGAUCUGGUCGACUGGACGGCCUACUUCGCACUGCUCCAGCAGCAGUGCUAUCAAAUGUAAAAAUGUCUGGGUCUGGAAACUUGUGAUGCUGGGUGGCGUCUCAUGGUGAGGCUAUAGAUGCCGGCUCAGCAUGACAAGUUUCUGAGCUCCUAGGUGUUGCCUAUUCUGCAUGACAAACUGCGCUUCGGCAUCACAGAAAAACGGAGCCCUUGGGCAACGUGCGUGACAGAUUUAAGAGUCAUGCCAGACAAGCAUGAGAAACAUGAAUUCUUCCAGACCCAGACAUUUUUACAGUUGAUAAGUGCCGCUACGAGGAGAUGCAGUUCCGCGUGCUGUGCGGCCCGGAGGCGGUGGCGUGGUCCUCCUGGAUUACGGAGACCAUGUAUUGCGAGGAAAAAUCCCCCCUCCCCAUAUUGAAAAAGUAUGUUUCCGAAAAUUUGUGUUUCUGAUUUGUGACCACAAAUCAGGUUUGUCGUGCAAGAAGACAAGUGCAGAGGCAUCCGCCCAAUUGUGGAAGCGAUUUGGCAUGCUGUUGGCCCCAGCGGGUAGCCGUUUGCAAUGCUGAGCAACUAGACCUGCGCGCUCCCACCUAGGCUGCGGAUCCGGCCGCAGUGCCUUACUGCAAGACAAGUCGGAUUGGUGUACGCAAAUUAGCAUCAGAAGUUUCCAUUUUGAUAUGGGGAGGGGGGAUUUUUCAUCUUGAUAACAUGGCGUUCGAGACCCGGUACCACGAGCUGAACAUGCUCUGCCCCAACGGCGUCGUGCAGGCGGCGAGCAUCGCCCUGGCGCACAACACGACGGCCCAUUUGCGGCACCGCUGGCUGGUUCGGGAGGCCUUGCAGAAGAGCUACGUGCUCGACAACAGCAAGUGGCACGUGAAGACCGUGGACGCCCUGGAACUGCUCCACGACACCUACCAGAAGGAGAACCUGCACGCCGUAUCCGCGCUUCCGCCCCCAAGAAUCGCCAAUCAACUGGCGAUUUUCGGAGAUUCCGGUGUUGCGCCUCCGGACAAGAAGAUGGGGCGCACUCCGGACGAAGUAGAACUGCGAGCGGGGACGUCGAUUGGGCAACAAGGCGCAGCAGGUGGUUUGCGAAAAGGCGCCGUGUAUGGAUUGCAAAAGUGUCUGGGUGUGGAAGAUUGCGGGACUUGUCAUGCUUGUCUGGCAUGACUAAAAAGUUUGUGAUGCGUGUCCAAGAAGAGACCCUUUUGCGUGUCAUGCAAAAACGCAGUUUGUCAUGCGAAAAACGCAACACAAAGAGAAAGAAGCGCAGAUAUUUCUCAUGCUUGGCUGUGCAUUACAGAGCAUUCACUAUUCCAAACGCAGCAUUACAAGUUUCCAGACCCAGACAUUUUUACAUUUGAUACCGUGACCAUCCUUGCGCCCUUCGCGGACGCCAGUUCCGCGGUGUCGUUCUCGCACUUGCUGGAAGUAGGGGGAAAGAACAAGAAAAACACCUAUCAAAAUGAAAAAUCCCCCCACCCCAUAUCAAAAUGGAAAUCUGUGAUGCUGGAUUUGUGUACGCAAAUCCAAUCUGUCUAGCAGUAGAGGACUGCAGGCAGAUGCAACGCCUGAGUAGGGGCGUUUUGCUGUAGGCACCUAGCAGGGCAGGCAUAUCAUCUGUAUGCGAUACAGCAUUACAAAGUGCCGGGGCAACGCGGCGGAUUGUCUGGCUUUGCCCUCUUGCAAUACAGGGACGAUUUGUGGUCACAAAUCAGCAUCGCAAAUUUUCAGUACUGCCCCUUUUUGGUAUGGGGAGGGGGGAUUUUUCCUCGCAAUAACACUCCCGAUUUCCUCUUUCCCGAAUCGCUAGAGGAACGGCAACUUUCCCUCGGCGCCAAGCUCAAUUACCUGUCUGCGCGGGUAGAAACCGAGUUCACGCUCGUCGUGGCGUCCGAGCUGGUCCCCAGCCGCGACGACCUGCAGCGGCUACUGCACGUGCUCGAGCAGGACGACGGAUAUCUCAGCGGCGUGAGUUUCUCCGGCCUCUCGGCACCGGUGGAACUACAACACGUAGAUGAAAGAGAAAGCAUUGGAGGUCCUCGUGCAAGAAGUAGUGUGAGUUCUUCUAAAAGUGGUACAACAUCAGCCUACUCCUCCCCCGUUUCCGCAACGUCCCGAAAGCGCGUGCUCGAUUUUUGCCACAAAUUGGAGGCGAAGCACUGGGUUUUGAAAUUUUCCCGCAACUACUAUGCUGAGCAAAAACGUCCCCACCCCAGAGUUGUCAUGCGAAUCUGCAUGCCAAAAAAGUUUCUUAUGCGGAGCCCCAUGAGAAGUAGUUUCUAGUCGUGUUUUGGAGUUUGUGAUGCUAGAAACAGCAUGAUAUGCUAGACCUGUGAUGCUGCUGAACUAGCGAAACAGGAUCACACUAUGAGGGCAAACUUGUCAUGCGAAACGUUGAUUUGUCUAGCAGAUUUCCCAUCUUGCCUUUCGUGUUGGGACGUUUUUGCUCAGGAUAACUACGAGUCCUACACCAUCCCACGGGACAAAAUGCACCCAGAGCUCCUGCCGCCGGAAACCCGGGUGAGCAUGCACGAGGAUGGCGCCGUCCGCCACGGCAGUUCGGUACGCAUUGCAAAUAUGUCUGGGUCUGGAAAGUUGCAACUUGUCAUGCAAAAUUUCGACUACAAAAAAGUCUGCGUUGCAUGAACGCCACAAGCUACCCACUCGCUGGUAGGCAAAAGGCGCAUUUCUCAUGCAGGAGCGGCAUCCGGAAGGUCUCGCAAAAUCUGUGAUGCUUCUGUUUGCAUUCCAGACCAUGUACGUGGUCCGCGUGAGAUGCAUGACAAAUCUUGCACUCUUGUUCCAGACCCAGACAUAAGUAAAUUUGCUUUUGAUAUUCGGUGCGCAGCUACCACGAACCCUUUCUCGCGCACGAGCUGCAGAGCUGCAAGACCUGCGACACGCUGGCGCCGACGUUUCUGGUUCGGACGAGGCUGCUGACCGAGGGCAUGCCUUUCCGCGUGUCGCUGGAUGGGGAGUGGACGCUGUUGGACUGGUUCCUCCGCCACUCGUGGCACGAUCGAAAGGAGCACGGGUUUGCCCAGUGUGUUGGCGGGUAUUUGACCCCCAUGCCGGCCUUUCAAUACUCCGCAAUUUCUGAUCCCCAUGCCGGCGUGGUGAAAGAAGAGAGCGGUGGUCGUGCAGCUGCCCCCGGCGUAAUAGUAGGUACAACGGAGAGUAGGGAGAACGAUGAAAAUAAAAAUGCACCCGGGAAGAGGAGAACAGAGAACUCGAAACAUAUGGAUUGCAAAUAUGUCUGGGUCUGGAAACUUGUAAUGCUGAGUUGUGAGUAGUGAACUCUCUGUAAUGCACAGCCAAGCGUGAGAAAUAUUUGCGCUGCUUGGUGUUGCGCUUUCCGCAUGACAGUCUGCGGCUUUGCAUGACAGGCAACAGGGUCUCUUCUUGGACACGCAUCACAAACUCUUCAGUCAUGCCAGACAAGCAUGACAGAUCUUGCAUCCUUCCAGACCCAGACAUAUUUGCAUUUGAUAAAGCAGGGUCUGCUGCAACUCGUUCCGAGAUUUGAGUGGCGCCACUUGUACAGUGGGGUGAAAGCCGACGUCGACUUCUGGUUCCGGAGCGGCUUGAGCCGGGGUUUCGCGCACUGGGCGCCAAACCUGCUCCCGCAAGGCAGCCAAACGGGGUUGGACCGCCAAGUGAAAGAGUUUUUGGAGAAGAAUGACCUGAAGGAGAUCGAAACGAUCGACGGGGUAUCCCCAGAAAAAAAACCAUCCGCAUCCAUGUUUUGCAUGACAAACACUGGACUUGCUGCAGGUUUUGCAUGCCAAAUGGUUUUUUUUUUCUGUGGAUACGGGGAACUCCGCCAGUACGGCUGCACGCUGCGCACCCCGAACUGUCCCAUGGACUGGCUCUACAAGGGGUGGGCGAUUCCCCCCUGCUGCAAGCGGACGCUGUGGGACUUGGUUGUGUUCGCCGACAAUUUGUUCAAGGAGCACCAGAUCGAGUAUAUCGUCACGGACGGCGCCCUGCUCGGCGGCCUCAAACUUGGUGCCCUGCUCUAUUACAAUGAAAAAUGCCCCCACCCUCGAACUUGGGAGCAUUUGUAUUGCAAACCUUUCCAAAUGAAACAUUCGCCCUCUUGCAUCUAUCAGCAUCACAGGUUUCCAAUCGUGAAUGGCAAAAAUUUGUAUUGCAAAAGACCCCAGCAAGAGCGGCGCUUGUCAUGCAAGCGAUGCGAUAAAUGCCUAGACUCUGCAUCAGAAAGAUUCAUACUCCUUUCAUGUAUGACAAAGAGGCGUCAUUUGGAAACUUCGCAUCACACUUUGAGGGUGGGGGCAUUUUUCACUGUAAUAUGCUCGACUGGGACGGGGACGUGGAUUUUCACAUUCGCGACGACAGUUUCGACCGUUUGGAGUCCCUACCCAUUGCAAAUAUCCCUGGGGGUCUGGAAACUUGUGAUGCAAGGAAGGGAAGAGUGAGCACUCUGUGAUGCGCUGUCCAGCAUGACAAGUUUUUCCGUGGUGGUGAGUUGCGUACUCCGCAUGAGCAAGUGCAUUUUUGCAUGAUAGGCAAGAGGAGCGCGUCUUCGCGGCCACGCAAUACAGAUUGCAGAGUCAUAUUACCAGACUUGCAUGGCAAAUAUCGCAAUCUCCCAGACCCAGACAGAUUUACAGUUGAUAGUCGCUCCGCCCGUGGAUCGAGAAGGCCGGCUACCACCUGCGACUGCACGAGGGCGGUCGGAGCUACCUGCUAUGAACUGCAAAAGUAUCGUACUCGUAAUAUAAAUGCAUUGAUGUUUCACUUGGUGGAAGCUGACAGGGUUCUACGAGCUAUUAUGGGUGUCUAUUGUCUAUAAUAUAAAUGCAUUACAAAUUUCCUCAGCGUGAUAAGUAAAAUUUGUAAUGCGGACUUACCUGCUGAAGAAAAAGAGUUGUAAUGCAUGACCGCAAUACGAGUGCGCUGCUUUUGCACAGGAUACCUGCUGCAGGCGAACAAGUUCAACUACCUGCUGCUAUGGAUUGCAAAUAUGUCUGGGUCUGGAAGAGUGGAACUUGUAAUGCUGUCUGCGAAUUCUAAAAAUAUCUGUGUUGCAUGAGCAGCAAGAGGAGUCAGUUCUUGGCACGCGGAGAGGGCAUUUCUGAUGCGUAAUUGGCAUCAAGAAGCUGUCAAAAAAUCUGUGAUGCUAGCACCAGCAUCACAGACCUCACGGGUCAUGCAAAAUGUGCACGACAAGUGCCGGCUCUUCCAGACCCAGACAUUUUUGCAGUUGAUAGCUUCUGGAGCUGAACAAGCGCGCAGAGAAAUUUCCCACCGACAUCUGGGAAAUGGAGAUCGAGGGCCGGUGGCUCCCAGUGAUGGACUAUCAAAUGCAAAAAUGUCUGGGUCUGGAAGAUUGCGAGAUUUGUCAUGCUUGUCUGGGAUGGCCAAAAAGUUUGUGAUGCGUGUCCAAGAAGAAACCCUUUCGUCAGUCAUGCAAAAACGCAGUUUGUCAGGCGAAAAACGCAACACAACGAAGCGCAGAUAUUUCUCAUGCUUGGCUGGGCAUUACAGAGCAUUCACUAUUCCCAACGCAGCAUUACAAGUUUCCAGACCCAAACAUAUUUGCAUUUGAUAUGGACCACCCGGGGAGAAACGUCAGCGAGUGGUACGGGGAGGGCAUCUACACACACUAUCCUCAGCAAAAACGCCCCCGCCCCAGAGUUGUCAUGCAAAUACGCAAUGACAGGAACAUGUGUAAUGCGCCUCUGCGUGAGGGGCAUUUCCAAUCGUGUUUUGGUAGUUGUAAUGCUGCAAAUUAAUAUGAUGAGAAAAUGGCUCUCUCAACAUACGGCUGCCCUUGCUAACCAGCACUACACUGGAGAUGGAAAGAACUUGUCAUGCGCAAUUCCCUUAACUUGGAGAUUUGUGUUGCAGAUUUAAUACCAACUUGACUUUGAGGCAGGGAUGUUUUUGCACGGGAUACGCACCGGGCGCGCUAUAUGGAUGUGUCAGGAUCGAAAUCGACAAAAUCGAAAAAUUUGUGAUGCAUAAAAUGCAGGGCACUGAAGGCCUGUAUUGGGGAGCAGGCAAAUGAGACCGAUUGUGAGCCUGUUUAGGGGUAUACAAUGUGCUGCCAGAGUAGCAUUACAGGCGGAGUCUUCUUUGCCCAAUCAGCAUGACAGACUGGAUUUGGGCACUCCCGAAAUUUGUCAUGCGCCAAUUGAAAACUGAGGCUCCAACUGACAUCGAUUUUGUGCAUCAGAAAUUUUUCGAUUUUGUCAAUUUCGAUUCUGACACUUCCAUACGCUACAUCCCGCCCUGGGAGGAAGACGCGGGAAACUUGAUGUUUUGCGCCAUAUGGAUUGCAAAAAUGUCUGUGUCUGGAAGGUUGCAACUUGUAAUGCUGUCUUUGGAUUCCAAAAAAAUCUAUUUGUUUUGCAUGACCAGCAACAGGACUCCAGUUUGUGUUACGCGGAGAGGGCAUUUAUCAUGCGGAAUAGGCAUUAGGAAGCCCCCUAAAAAUCUGUGUUGCUAGAUCAUGCAUCAGAGACAUCAAUCAUCAUACAAAAUAUGCAUGACAAGUCUGCAUUCUUCCAGACUCAGACAUUUUUGCAUUGCAUACGCCAACCCGGGACACCACAACUGCGUAGACGACCUACCGCACGGCCACGACUGCCGCAACAAAGCCAGGAACGGCGUUUGCGUGGCCAUGUCCACGGCGUCCAGCUGA